CACGAUUCGUCUUGUACACUACACCAUAAAGUCUGAUCGACUGAAUGAACCGGUCCGGUGAUCGGAUUUUCAUUGAAUGAAAAGGAUUAGCCACUGGACACACAAUCUGGAUAAAAUGAACAUUCCGCAUGAGGACACUGUGAGAGAAGAUGCCCCCUUCAAGCUAACGGUAGAGGAACCGGUGACAUCUAGCUGCAGGGAAGAGGAUUCAUUGACCGCUGAUGCAUCAGACUUGGAGACAAAACCGAACUACUUGGUUGCGUUUCACGUCACGACUGCGGGUAAACAGCAGGAAGAGCACCGAAGUGAUGAAUACCCUGUCGUUCUCAUCACGGCAAAACUAAUCGACCUCGAGAACCCACAGUCCAAAAGUCCAGAAUUCGAAGCCUAUAUUCGCCCAGUACGACAACUGAUAGUAGAAGGUUCGGAUCGAUCUACGGAUGAAGUCACCGGUGAUACAGGCCCAUUAUGUUGUCCCUUUACCCAAUCUGUGAUUGUUGUUCCUCUGACGGAAGAGUGCAGAAUAGCCACUGGACUGACGGAUGCAAUGCUGGCGGAUGCCGGUACGUUAGAAGAUGCCCUUGAACAGUUUGACAGGUGGCUCCAUGUUCAAGGACUUUCAAAUGACGAUAUCGCUACCUUCAAUGCUAAAUUAACGGGUAUGCCACUCAAAUAUGCCGACAAGCAGAGACGUGGAGAGACUACGGAAUUAGCAACCACCGGGUCAGGUUCCCAGUGUCCCCACACACUGUCAACGACCCGGUCGUGUUUCUCCAAAAUAUCCGGAUAUACGCAACCAAUGGUACUUCUGACGGACGGUCCAACAGAUUUACGUCUCCUACUUCAUCCGGAAGCCACAGUACAAUCAGUCGAUCUGACCCGAUUCCCCUACCUUUAUCACUACAUCGAUGUGAAGAAGGAAUAUAAGCGAAUUUUUCAAAAAGGCAGUGGAUCAACCUCUAUAACUGAAAUGCUAACAUACGCUGAACGUUCUAUGGAGUGUUUAACGAACGAGGCUAACCGGAUACCUCAGGAAUGUCAGUCUCGGUCAUUAGAGUCCCUUCCAAUGGAGUCUGAUUCUACCAAGGGUUCGGAGUUUGCAGGUUGCGCUGACAUGGUGUACGAGACGUGUGAAGUAAGUGGUUCUCGUUCCAAUAGAAAUGCACCUUUGCAGCCUAUGGAAGAAAUACGCUUUCCGCCUGCGUUGUCCUCUCGCAGGAGCUUACCGAUACAACAUUGUCGAAAACUUGCAGAGUUGGCCUGUUACAUGACAUCCCAAGUCACUUUGUUCGUGUAUCCUUCAGGUUGCGACUGGAACCACGUGGAAACGAUUCAAAUGUCAUAUCAACCCGCUAUCCUGUGA
This is a messenger RNA of Dicrocoelium dendriticum, 1363 nucleotides long. The record is from the annotation of a GenBank genome assembly. NCBI's taxonomy places the organism in Eukaryota, Metazoa, Platyhelminthes, Trematoda, Plagiorchiida, Dicrocoeliidae.